Mizuhopecten yessoensis (Yesso scallop) is the source of this 801-nucleotide messenger RNA. RefSeq lists its product as uncharacterized. The record is from RefSeq and is a predicted model, not a curated record. NCBI's taxonomy places the organism in Eukaryota, Metazoa, Mollusca, Bivalvia, Pectinida, Pectinidae. Bases 32 to 553 code for a protein of 173 amino acids. Gene Ontology annotation, molecular function: nucleic acid binding. The transcript is spliced from 2 exons.
UAUUCUUUACUUCAUUUUAUAGACGUUGGUCAUGAAGCCAAUGUUGACAUUGAGAAGUUUACCUGAUGCUGUUCCACGUGGUCAUUUCAAAGCUGUCAAACUGACAUCAAGUGAAGAACCUACAUUUAUAUCAUUUGACUUGGAAACAGCUGAUCUGAUUCGUGGGAGACUGAUGCCCCAUCCUACACAGAUAGCAGCGGUUGACCUUCAAUCUGGCAGAGAAUUCAACACCUAUGUUCUUCCUAAGGCGCCUCUUACUGCACAACAGAUAACAGGAAUUGUUGUGAAUGGUUCUGGCAGCAUGACUGUGAAUGGUACACAAGUUCAACCAGCGACCAUUCAUUCUGCAAUCAUCAAGUUCUGCGAGUGGUUAGAACAGUUUCACCCUGUUUUUCUUGUUGCACACAACGGAAACUUUGGAGAGGGAACUUUCAUUCUUGAUACAGAUGCAGCAGUUCUGUCUCAGGAUCAGCAUGGGGAGGAACAAGUUGUGUCAAUGUGCAAGCAAAAGGUUGGAGCCAGCUCAAAUGUGGUACCGUGUAACGAGAUAUGAGCUCCUAGCCAUUGUAACAUUUAUUGAACAGUUUAAACAAUAUUUACUUGACAGACAAUUCAUCAUUAUAAAAGAUCAUGGAUCACUGAAAUGGCUGCUUUACUUCAAGUCACCACCAGGACAACAGGCCCGAUUUACACCUUAGCCAAUUCAAUGCAAUCUAACAACAUCAAACGACAUCAAUUUUGCUAUUACUGUACAAAAUCUCAUCAAUCAUUGAUCUCGGUAACAUUAAUACCUGUCAAAUA